Molecule: messenger RNA, 202 nt
Organism: Racocetra fulgida
Lineage: Eukaryota; Fungi; Glomeromycota; Glomeromycetes; Diversisporales; Gigasporaceae
Source: the annotation of a GenBank genome assembly
AUCCAGCUUGAACAAUGUGAAACUGCCUUUUUAGUAUCUGAUGAUGAAUUGGAAGAUUACGUGAUUGAAUUAGCAUAUUAUUGUUCGGUCGAUACCAUGAGAUUACAUGAGCUUAAUAUCAAGAGAAAUAUUAUCGGUGAUUAUAUUCAAUUAGCAGAACUCUCAUAUGUGACGAUAUCAAAUGUGUUUACGAAUGCCGUAG